AUGGGACCUUUCCCAUCUUCGAGUGGGUAUAGGUACAUCCUCGUGGCCAUUGCCUAUGUCUCAAAGUGGGUGGAAGCUCAAGCUUUGCAUACUAAUGAUGCCCGAGUGGUGGCGAGGUUCCUUAAAAAGUUAUUCACACGUUUUGGAGUUCCUAAGGCCAUAAUAAGUGACCGUGGUACGCAUUCUUGCAAUUCCGCCAUGGAAAAAGCACUUGCUCGCUACGAUGUCACUCAUCGUCUUUCCACCGCAUACCACCCGCAAACUAGUGGCCAAGUAGAGAAUGCUAACCGAGGGGUGAAGAGAAUCUUAGAGAAAACGGUAGGAAAAACAUGUCAUCUUCCGGUAGAGUUAGAGAAUAGAGCUUUAUGGGCUUUGAAAAUAGUUAACCUUGACCUUACCGAAGCCGCUAGAAGGAGAUUCUUCCAAAUUCAUGAGUUGGAAGCUUUGAGGGAUGCCGCCUAUGAACGAUCUUGGAGUAUCAAGGAAAAAACUAAGGCGUUGCAUGAUAGGAGGUUGCGAGGAUUGAAGGAGUUUAAGGUAGGUGAUAAAGUGCUCCUAUUCAAUUCAAGGUUGAAAUUGAUAGCAGGGAAGUUAAAAUCAAGAUGGAGUAGACCGUAUGUGGUAAAGGAGGUGUUUCCAUACGUUACAGUUGAGUUGUACGAUGAAGUCGACAAAGGUGUGUGGAAAGUAAACGAUCAUCACUUGAAGCAUUACUUGGGAGGUCCCAUUGAUACUACCGAAGAGGAAGAAAUUCCUCUAGAGGACCUACCUACCUUCACCGAGCAUUGA
Helianthus annuus (common sunflower) is the source of this 789-nucleotide messenger RNA. RefSeq lists its product as uncharacterized. Gene Ontology annotation, biological process: DNA integration. The transcript has 2 exons. The coding region runs from base 1 to 789 and encodes 262 amino acids. The record is from RefSeq and is a predicted model, not a curated record. Gene Ontology annotation, molecular function: nucleic acid binding. Lineage: Eukaryota; Viridiplantae; Streptophyta; Magnoliopsida; Asterales; Asteraceae.